UGUGUUUUCAAACGUCAAACUGUUCUAUUGUUUAACAUUAUUUUUGGAGAAGAUUUUUUAUUAUUACAACAAUUUUCCACUGGAGAGCACGCUUUUUAAAACUUUACUCUUGCAACAAUGAAUCGCAUACACGACAAUAAUUAUGAUCCCUGCGACCCAGAGGAUAUCGAAGAGGAGCAAAAUAACUUCUUGUGCAUAUUGGCUGCUUUUAAAAAUUAUCGAAACUAUUCAAUGGGUCGUGUGGCUAAUACCGAAAAAUAUCUGAACACACUACCGAAACCACAUCAACAGAUGUUGUCACAGUACCGAGAUCAUUUGACCAAGAUCCGUUAUUGCAUAGACGAGAACGAGAAGGUGAUCCAACGCAUUUUGCAGGACGUUGACAAAAUUUUCCAAAACGAAAAUCAAACGGUCGUUCGACCUGAUAACGAACAAGUGGUUCGUGUCCGCGAAAUGGACUUGGACAAGGUCCAAGUAACAUUGAAACAGUUUGCUCGCGACUGGAGCUCGGACGGAGAGGAGGAACGGACACAAUGUUACAAACCGAUCAUUGACGAAAUUCUGAGUCAAUUCAAUCCCGCCGACGUGGACGUCAGUCAAAUCAAAGUACUUGUACCUGGAGCUGGUCUCGGCCGAUUAACCUACGAAUUGGCGCGACGCGGUUACUACUGCGAAGGCAACGAGUUUUCGCUGUUCAUGUUGAUCGCAUCGAAUUUUGUGCUAAACAAAUGCGUCAUCGACAACCAGUACACCAUUUAUCCGUGGGUGCAUCAGUACGUGAACAAUGCGAAGCGAGAGGAUCAAGUGAACUCGAUCACAUUUCCAGACGUUAGUCCGACGCAGGAUCCACCGACUGGCGAGUUUCAUAUGAUAGCUGGCGACUUUUUACAAGUGUACAAAGAAGUUGACUAUUGGGAGUGUGUAGCCACCUGCUUUUUCAUCGAUUGCGCAAACAAUGUGGCUGAAUUCAUCCAGAACAUAUACAACAUUCUCAAACCUGGCGGCAUUUGGGUCAAUUUGGGACCGUUACUGUACCAUUACAGUGAUGUACAACAUGAGGGCAGUGUGGAGCCCACCUACGAAGACUUGGUCAUUAUAAUCAAGUCGCUUGGAUUUGAGAUACUGAAAAAUCAGACUGGUGUCAAAACCAAAUACGCGCAGAAUCCGCGAUCAAUGCAACAGAGCGAAUAUUUGAGUGUGUUCUUCGUGUGCCGUAAGCCGUUAGUGUCGGCAGCAAGCGGUGUGGUUGAGAAUGGAUUUUCGGACGACAGUGUCAACGACAAUGUGUAACCAUUUUUUUUAAAGAGGACGGGGACUGCUAAUUUUUAAUGACAUUCUUUUAAUAUGACCACCAAAGCCAUACGAGGAGUUAAAUCUCCAUCAAUACGAUGAAGAAAAAUGCGAACAACAAUUAAUGUUAGAAUACGGCUACUCAAUACAUAACACAAAAUUUUCGUUUCCUUUCUGUUUUACCUCAUCGACGGAUUCGUCGACUUUUUCUAUUUAUUGAAAUUCGAAUUUAAAAAUUGCACAAACAAUUGGGCCGCAGUGUCCAAAUUGCUUCCGGUCGAUGUGUGUAGUUUGUUGUAAUUCAAAAACUGGCGACGCAAACGAUUCAGUUGGCUGGCAUUCAUGUCGGACGGAACGUUUAUCGUUAGCGAGUUUUUGUAUUUAACCGGACCAACGACACCGAUCUUACGCGAUGCGGUGACGGUGCUAAUAACGUCCUGCGUCAAUUUGUCGAGUUCGAAGAGGUAGUUGGUUGCGCUAAGCGGAGCCUAAAUGCGAAUUUGAAAUUUUUUUAUUAUUUUUAAUGAAAGAAAUUCCUAAUUUUAACCAAUGAAACAACAUACACACACAUAAACAAACGAAUGACUCAAUUCAUUCGAACAAAAUUUAAAUUUUCAUUUUAAACUAAACAAAGAACAAUGAACCAAUGAACUGUACAAAUAAAAACUAAUUUACAAAUUGA
Messenger RNA from Bradysia coprophila, 1972 nucleotides. RefSeq names its product carnosine N-methyltransferase unmet. Gene Ontology annotation, biological process: carnosine metabolic process. NCBI's taxonomy places the organism in Eukaryota, Metazoa, Arthropoda, Insecta, Diptera, Sciaridae. The record is from RefSeq and is a predicted model, not a curated record. Gene Ontology annotation, cellular component: cytosol; nucleus. Gene Ontology annotation, molecular function: carnosine N-methyltransferase activity.